GACUUUGCCGUUUGUCAUGUAAAACCAUCUUAUGGAUAUGAAGGACCCUUUGAGCCCUUCCAUAAGACUAGGUCCCUCUACAAAACAAAUACGAAAAAGCAGAAAUCUGCGUUCUUCGACGUUUCACUUUGUAGAAAUCACAACCAAGUAGUAUCAUUUGAUUCAUCAAUCGUCAUUGGAUCACCAUUUACAGAAAAUUUUACUCUUUAUCAUAUUGCUGCCAGUCUCUUAAAAAAACAAGUUGACUUGUUACGCUACUUUCCAACCUUGAAGAAAUGAAUUCUUCAGCUCGGAAUAACUUCACAUCACAACAAUCUUUCGUCGACAGUAACCCAGCCAUAUCAAUGGAGGCUACGGCCCAGGCUAAUCAAGCGCCAACGUCAGGAGGCAUACCUGAUUUUGUAAAGAAAUUAUUUCGCAUGCUGGAAGACAAGUCUUACAACCACAUUGUCUCCUGGGGCAACAAUGGAGAGACUUUUGUUGUGAAAGAUCCAACGGAAUUUUCCAAAGUUAUCUUGCCCAAACACUUUAAGCACUCCAACUUUGCUAGUUUUGUUCGACAGCUUAACAAAUACGACUUCCACAAGCUGAGAAACGCCGAUGAUGGCAAGCCAUACGGUGAACAGGCCUGGGAAUUCGUUCAUCCAAAGUUUCAAAGUAACAAAAAGGAAUUAUUGGAAAAGAUCAAAAGAAAAACCCCGAACAAGGGCAAUCGUGGCCCUACAACGUCCGGUUCAGCAGGAAAUGCUGGUGCUGGCCAAGACAACAGUGGCAAUAAUUCGGUUAGCUUGCAAAAUUCCAACCAAUCCUUCAACAACAACCAAGCUGCUCCUGCCGAAUUCAACGCACUUGCCGCCAACUUGCACACUCAGAUAGCAUACCUCCACAAGAUCCAUACCGACAUGGCUGGACACCUUCAAAGCAUUGGUAACAAUUAUGGUGUUGUGCUGAAUGAAAUUAUGGGCUGUCGCAGCAAAAUGAUGGCUCAAGAUAAUUUGAUGCAAAAUUUAGUGCAGUACCUCGUACAACAAGAACAAGAGCACCACCAAGAAGAGAGAGGACAAAUAGAUGAUAGGCAGCCAAAUUAUGGUCAUGAUACGCCGUUUGUCCCUUCAUCCGAAGCACAGAAACUGAUUCAAUCUUAUUCCGAAGUUGCAAAAGCAAGUGUUACCCAGAUGAAUCAGAUCUCUCAGCGUAUUCAAAGCCUACAACAGCUUACUCAAGUGCCUUGGGCUUCUACUGAAAAUAACCAGCAGAACGAUAUACUUUCUUCCGACUUGAUUUCCACGAAAGCAUCAUCAUCUGCUCCUGUCGCAAACAAUGAAUCAUUUCCAGCUACAUCCGAGUCUUCAGCGCAGCCUUCCUUCAACAUGCCCAAUCUUGCUGAUCUGUCAACACAAUUCACAGCGGCUGCAGCCAGCAUGAAUUUGACACUUCCCGGCGAAAAAGACACGAAGGGAACCAACAUACUUGGCAAUUCCAAGAACGCUGACGGCUUGACAGUUGUUACUGUUGGGCAUUUGCAACCAAAGAAUAUGUCUCCCUCGUAUACCCCAUCCAAUAAUGCCAGUACUAGUCAAGCAUCCACGACAGCUGCGGCUCGUCCUGCAUCUGAUAAGACUAUGCGCAUUCAUCGUAAGACUUACAUUCCUGGUUGGUCAGUACCUCCUCGUGUCUUAUUGGUCGAUGACGACUCUGUUUGUCGCAAUCUCAGCAGUAAAUUACUCCAAGUGUUUGGAUGUACAUUUGAUGUAGCAACUGACGGUGUUGAAGCGUUGAAGAAACUCGGCUUGGAAAAAUACGAUCUCGUUUUAAUGGAUGUUGUGAUGCCUAAUCUCGAUGGUGUUACUGCCACCCGUAACAUAAGACAGUAUGAUACCCUUACCCCCAUCAUAUCCAUGACGUCCAAUACCACUGAUAGUGAUAUUAUGGAAUACUUUGGAAGCGGCAUGAAUGACGUACUGCCCAAACCUUUUUCGACCAAUGGCCUUCUGGAUAUGGUGGUCAAAUAUUGCGCACAUCUCAAAGCCAUUCAACGAGUGCAAGGAGUUGAUCCCGGCAUGGUUCACCGUGGCCCCAGUACCCAGAAUAUGAUUGCGGCGUCUCAAUAUUCUUCUACAUCGCAGUCAGAAGGAGACCAAAACAAUCAAAGUCGUAAACGACAAUACAACAGCACAUCAGAUUCCCAAGCCACAGGAGGUUUGGUAGCCGAAAGCUCGUCGGAUCUUCCACCGUUCGUCAACUUACAGGACUUACCUCAGUUUGUAAGCUUCAUGGGGAUGAUGCAGCAAGCAGCCAACGGGGAUGAAACACCUAGCUCUAGCCAUGCAGGCCACUGGUUUCAGCAGCAACUUCAGCCCCAAGAUGAUACCUCAUAUGGUGGCUAUGAAAGAAAACGAGCAAAGCUAGAGGUCAUCGAGUAACAUUAGCUUUCUGAUGACGCUUAUUUCAUACUGCCUUCCCACCUUUUCCCCUCAUUUCAUUUUGUCACGUACCUCUUUUUUUCUUUGUUUAUAUCAUUCUUACGACGCGAAUCGCUU
Molecule: messenger RNA, 2540 nt
Organism: Umbelopsis ramanniana AG
Lineage: Eukaryota; Fungi; Mucoromycota; Umbelopsidomycetes; Umbelopsidales; Umbelopsidaceae
Exons: 6
Coding region: 276-2423 (715 amino acids)
Biological process (GO): phosphorelay signal transduction system; regulation of DNA-templated transcription
Molecular function (GO): phosphorelay response regulator activity; DNA-binding transcription factor activity; sequence-specific DNA binding
Source: RefSeq, a predicted model, not a curated record